UCGGUGCACGACUUUAAGUUUUUAUCGCAAACAAUAUUUUGGAAUUAAAAAGUACAUUAAUUGCAGUAUCUUGGCAUAAUAUAAAGCUAAAAGCAGCAUUAAUCGUUGAUAGACUUAUACAAAUCACAUAGUUAUUGUCCAAAAGUAUUCGGAAAUUGCUGUAUUUUUCAAAGUGAAAUGGGUGACAAAAUUGAGAAGCUCUAUCAAAUUUAUGAUCUUUUAAAUGAAGCAUCAGACAAAUCAAAGCAUGAGUGCGAAUAUCUGGAAAUAUUGGAAGCAGCAAGAGGAUCUGACAAGGAGAAGAAGCUGGCCACUCAAUUUAUUGGAAAAUUCUUUAAAUUUUUCCCAAGUCUGAGUGAAACUGCUAUUGAUCGUCAAUUAGAUCUAUGUGAAGAAGAUGAUGUUUUGAUAAGACGAAUGGCAAUUAAGGAACUGCCAACAUUUUGCAAAGAUGCUAAGGAAAAUACACCAAGAAUCAGUGACAUUCUCGCACAAUUACUCAAUUCAUCAGAUCCAAAUGAACUUCAACAAGUCAACUUAUCACUACAAUUGCUUGCUAAGUUUGAUGCUAUCGGAACGAUUUCUGGACUUUUUCAUCAGAUUAAGCAAGGAGACGAGAAUGUAAGAUUGAGAUGCUUAGAAUUUGUUGGCAAUAAGAUUAUGAAAAACACUGAAAUUAUGACAAAGCCAAUAGAAGAAUUUAUUAUUGCUGAGAUUAAGAAACUCUUACAAGACGUUUCAGCUGACGAAUUUCAAAAGUGUAUCCAAAUAUUGAGUGCUACAAAUUUGGGUACAUCCAUUACAGGUCAUCAAGAGAUUGUAAAAUUGUGUGCCGAGCAGGCUGAUAUUGAUACAAACGUUUCUGACAUUUCGGACGAUAUUUACAUCUUCUUGACAUGCGUAAAUCAAGCUUUGCCAUUCUUUUCAUCUAAAAUUGAGUCAACUACAUUUGUUAAGCACACUUGUGAGAAGCUCCUUCCUCUAGAUUUCUGGCAUUUAAUUGGGGCUGCUGAUGACGAUCAGACACAAAUUCAAUUAAGGCUUUUAAAAGUAUUUGCUGAACUGUGUGCUCAUUGUGGAUCACUUGAGAAUCCAAAAGAGAAAAUUGAGACAGUCUUUAAUGUUUUAAUGGAAUUCCUACCACCACCUCCAGAAGACAUGAAUGAAACUCCAUUGAUCUUAUUCUCACAUGUUGAAUGCUUACUUUAUGCUAUUCAUGCUUUAGGGAAACAGAGUCCUGAGUAUUUAUCGUUUAAAGAUGAUGAACCUAAGUUGAAGGAUUUCCGAGCUCGUUUGCAGUACUUAGCACGCAGAACUCAAGGAUAUGUAAAGAAGCUUCAGACGGACAUUAAGGAAGAGACUGUUGACCCAAAAACUGAUGAAGAGAAAAUCAAAAUUAUUGGCUUGAAAACAACAUCAAAUAUCCAGACACUCAUUCGUGACCUCUAUCAUCCAAGUUAUAAGUCUGUCAUUAAUCUAAGCUGGACAAAUGAGAAGGCAAAAACACCUACAAACAGCAUUACAGCACCAGCAGCAACAAAAACGAAUGAGCAGUCAAAUAAUACAAACAACAGAAAGCGACCAAUUGCAUUCACGAAAAAAGACGGUCCAUCAAAUCAUAAGCAGGCCAAGCAAAUGUAUUCACCACCUUCAGGCAAGUUCUCAUCACGCAUCGGUACACAAUCGUCACAAAAUAACAAUAAGUUUAAUAACUUUAGAGGUAAGUUUAGAGGAAGACGCAAUGACAAACCUUAUAAUAAUAAUAAAAACAGACAAUAUUAAGUCAUUUUUGCGUUACAUUUUAAGGAGAUCUUUAAUACAAAUUUUUAAUGAUUAGGUAAAACUUUUCAAGUAAGAAGUUUUUUUUUGUAAAAAUUAACUAUUGCUGUUCUUUAAUAAUCUACACAAAUCC
Molecule: messenger RNA, 1912 nt
Organism: Chironomus riparius
Lineage: Eukaryota; Metazoa; Arthropoda; Insecta; Diptera; Chironomidae
Source: the annotation of a GenBank genome assembly